AUGUCAAACCAAGUAAAAUCACCGCAUCGUUCAAGUGUAGAAGACGAAGAGCAACCAUUUACGCCGUGUACUCGUUUGUCAAGGCUGACAGUUGAAUCACUAAGCAAUAGAGAUAAUCGUCAUAAGAAAUCUCAUUUAUACCAAACACCCACCAAUUUGAUGGAUAGACUGUCUGAGGCAUCUGGUAAAAAAUUAGCCUCCGCAGCACCACAUCGCAACCUAGUCAUGUUUUUUGGGUCUGAUCGAAUUAGCAUGAAUAGCAAGUCCAAGGACAGCGUAAUUUCUGAGGAUGAAGAUUCUGACGGAGAUUUGUUUUCGUCAGCACUUUAUCCUUUGUCUUCUCCUGAUCGACCAUUUACAAAAAAAUCAAUAUUUGACGACGAAUUCAUUGGCUCGAGUCCGCUGGAAGUGAGCAUAUCAAGAAAACAGUUUAGCUUUGACGAAGAUGAGGAGGAGGAGGAGGAGGAAGAGGAGGAUCAUUAUGAUCCCAGUAGCUCAUGGUUGUCUCAGCUCUUUUACAGUACAGAAUCCGACCAAUCUAUCAAAGUGGAGGGAGUAGAAGAGACAGAAGAAGAAGAUGAAUCAGAAAAUCGACAGCCUCGUUUAUGGAAAGGAGGAAUAGAUCAAACAACUCAAGCGCUACCUUUUGAAGGAAAACACAGUGCCCAAGCACGAUCACCAUUACAAGAGAUUCUUUGGGAAGGAGAAUUGCCCGCCAAAAAGAAGUUAUUAUUGGCAAGUGGCAAAAUCCAAAAAAUGCGAUAUAUGCGUGCACUAUCCCCUACACGGCUAACACAACGUAGGUGUAAAGAGCCGCCUAAAAGCAUCGAUUAA
Messenger RNA from Mucor mucedo, 834 nucleotides. RefSeq lists its product as uncharacterized. The transcript has a single exon. The record is from RefSeq and is a predicted model, not a curated record. Bases 1 to 834 code for a protein of 277 amino acids. NCBI's taxonomy places the organism in Eukaryota, Fungi, Mucoromycota, Mucoromycetes, Mucorales, Mucoraceae.